Sphaeroforma arctica JP610 is the source of this 263-nucleotide messenger RNA. RefSeq lists its product as hypothetical. The transcript has 2 exons. Lineage: Eukaryota; Ichthyosporea; Ichthyophonida. The annotation marks the transcript as partial. The record is from RefSeq and is a predicted model, not a curated record.
AUGACCAGGAGAGGUAACGUGGUGUGUAUCGCAUUGCAUGACUCAUAUGUACUGCUGGACGUACGGACGGGAGUCUCCAAAGGGCUCUUCAGCUUCGACGCGAGCUUCACGCAUCCAGUCAUCAAGGUAGUGUGUGAUAGUGACGGCGGCGAUUUAAUUCGGGACACGUCUGAGUUUCUGGUUGUCAUGUCAACCGAGGACGUGUCACUGGGUGUGUUUGUGUCUACCACCGGAGAAUCAAUGCGACAGCCACUGCUCUUUGC